AUGGGUCAGGGUGGCCCGCCAGGAGUGUCGUACAAUAACUGGGACCCUUCAUCAAAUGUGUAUCCCAGUGUUGAGCAUGCGGAUUACUCUGUGCAAACCAAUCCCCCGCUACACUACGCUCCGUCUCCAGCCACAGGUCCAGCAGGUGGUCGACACCAAAAUGCACAGAAUAGUCAACCUCGUGUUUCUCAAUCUCGAGGAAAUCGCCGCAGUAUGCCGCAAAGCCAACUCCCAUUGUCCAGACCAGACAACCCCGUCAACCCGUUCAACGGUUUACCACAGAACACGAUGGACAUCAACAAUUUCUUUACCAUGGCACAAAGCAUGCCGUGGAUGAACCAAGGUCUCGACGGCGCGGCACCUCCCUUCAUCCCUCCUAUGAAUCCAACGCUUUCUUACCAGAAUGUUCGGCCGAUGAGUACCAUGGCUGGACUGCCACAACAACCCAUCAUACAAGUACAAGACCAUCGAAGAACAAGAUCACCAACCAGAGAAAAAACACCACCGGUCCAAGUUCCAUCUCCGACACAGGCAUACAUGCAGCAAUCAUCACAGGAGCCACAGCAGUCUCCUUCCAAGCGUCCACUACUUAUCAUCCUCGAUCUCAAUGGUACUCUCAUCUUCCGGAAAAAGCGCAUUUUCCCGCCUAAGUUUGCUAGCCGUGCUGGCCUUGACCAGUUCCUCGCUUCGCUGAUCAAGAAUUACUCCGUGAUGGUCUGGACGAGUUCUCAGCCGCCGACUAUGAAAGCAGUCUGCGAGAAGAUCUUCCCAGGCGCGAUGCACGACAAGGUCGUUGCAAUGUGGGGCCGUGAUAAAUUCGGCCUCACCCAGCGCCAGUACAACAACAAGCUCCAGGUCUACAAGCAGCUCCACAAAGUAUGGGACACCCCCAGUAUCCAGAGUGCAUUCCCAGGAAACGAAGCUCUACGCGAGGCUCCAGCCGCUCCAGUCACUACUAAUCGAAGAGCAAUGGUGCAAAGGGCAACGGAGAAGCUAAAGGCAAAGACCGAGACGAAGAACCUCCAACCCGGUCACAGAUGGGACCAGACAAACACCGUCUUGAUCGAUGACAGCAAGAUCAAAGCCCUCAGCGAGCCGUUCAACAUUCUUGAAAUCCCAGAGUUCACCAACGACCAGAACAUCGACGAAUCAACUCUUUUUGCGAAGAUACUGCACCGUCUCGAUAUCCUCUCCCACCAUGACGACGUGAGCAAGGUUCUCCGCGUAUGGAACGAGCGCGUCGAGAAAGGAGAAGGCAAUAUCCUCGAUCUGGACCUUGGUCCUAUGGACGACCUCGACCUAGAAGAUGGCGGAAUGGUUCUUCCUACUGAAGUUAGCGUCCCUGUCACUGCCAAUAUCACUGCUUCUCGUGAGAAAAAGCAACCCAAAGCCCAGCAGCCGAUACUCACAGAGGAGGAAAAACAAGAGCAGAAGGCUGCUACUCGGAGAGCAAAGAAACAACGUCAGAAGGCUCGCAAAGCUGAAAUUCAGUCGAAGAAGGAUCAGAAGGCUGCUGCUGAGGUUGCUGCAGAAGUCGCUGAUCUGGAUAUUGAUCAAAGCGUUGAUUGCACCGCUCCUGUUGCUGCUACUGCUCCUGCUACUACUGGCUCGAACAAGAAGGAACGCCUUCCUCGUCAGCACAAAUACAGUCUCCGACUACAGGGCAAGGAACAUGCCAUAUCCCAUGAAUUACCGGAAGUUCUCGAUGGUGCUACGGACUCUAUAGUCCCAGAGACAUCUUCUACCUCUGCUUCUACUGCCACUGUUGCCGCUGAUGUUGCUUCAAGUGUCACUGAAGGCGACGAAUCAAGACCACACAUUGAGACUAGUGGUGGAGUGACCGGUGUGGAUGCAGAUGCUGCGCAGGAUUCUGAACCAGAGUAUCAGCCUAGAUCGCCGUCACCGGCUACUUCGAUUGCGUCGCAGAAUUCUUUGCUUGAUCGGCUUGAGGAGGGGCUUGGUAUGAAGCGUUGA
Molecule: messenger RNA, 1974 nt
Organism: Penicillium antarcticum
Lineage: Eukaryota; Fungi; Ascomycota; Eurotiomycetes; Eurotiales; Aspergillaceae
Product: NIF domain protein
Exons: 1
Coding region: 1-1974 (657 amino acids)
Molecular function (GO): phosphoprotein phosphatase activity
Source: RefSeq, a predicted model, not a curated record